GUUCAGUUUUUGCUGUUAACUCUGUAAAAUGACUCAUUUCAGUGAAAACUGGGCAAACUAUUUAAUGAACAGUUAAGCUGAAAGAAAAGAAACAAAGAAAAGCAUAACAAUGAUAAUAGUUGCAAUGAGGUAACCAAAAAAAAAAAAAAAAAGUCAUAAAAUAGGCCUGGAGCCAAAUUCUGAAAGUGCACUAAAACAAAGUUCAAUACAAAUACCCAGUACAUUUUGUUUGGAUGCUUUGUAAUGUUGGUACCUACAUAUCCCACAUGUAGUUGGGGAGACAUAUUGAUUUAGUGCCGUCCCUCUGUCUGUAUGCCUGUCUGUCUUUAAGGCACCCUUGAUGUCUGAAUUGAUUUUUCAGGAAUGGAUAUGAGCUAGAUCUAUCUGAGUUGGAUACCAGGUUUGAAAUAUCUGCAGAUGGAAUGAACUUGACAAUAUAUGAAGCGGAUGUAUCAGACACAGCCAGAUAUACCUGCAUAGCUAAAAAUGUAGGAGGAGAAGCAGAGAAAAACUUUGAUCUGGAUGUUCAUGUUCCACCAACAAUUGAUAAGGAUUCUGUUUCACCAGAGGAAAAUACUGUUGUGAAAGACAACUCUCUAUAUUUGAACUGUCCAGUUACCGGCAUACCAACACCAAAAGUUUUCUGGUACAAGGAUGGAGAGAUUUUAGAUCCAGAUCUCGACCCAAAUAUACAUGUUCAUGCAAAGGGCCUUAGGUUAGAAAUUGUGGGUGCACGUGUUUCUGACACUGGAAUGUACAAGUGUGUAGGUGAGAAUGUAGCUGGAAGCACAGAGCAAUCUUUUGAUGUCGACGUGCAAGUUGGUCCAGUUAUUGAUCGUCCGGGAGAAAUCAACAAACCAGAGAUAGUGAGCAAUGAGUCUAUUAGCCUGACGUGCCCGGCUUCAGGUAUUCCAUUACCAGAAGUAACAUGGUUUAAAAAUAAUCAACCAAUAUCUUCAAAUACCAGCCAGUACACUUUGCUAAACGAUGGAUGGACACUUCGCAUUAUUUCAGCCAAUGUUAGCGACUCUGCAAGGUACAUAUGUAGAGCACAGAAUCCAGCUGGUCAGGGUGAAAAGGCCUUUGAUCUUGAUGUCUUAGUUCCUCCAAAUAUUGACAGAAACAAUUUGAUCGUUGACCCGAAGGUGGUGCUCAAUAAAUCUGUGAUAAUUAACUGCCUUGUAGAGGGAAAGCCUUCACCUAGUAUCAUUUGGUAUAAAAAUGGCAUACAACUAGAUGCAUCUGUUCAGCCACGGUAUGAGAUUCUGUCGAGUGGCCGGCAGUUGCGAGUUAAGAUGGCUCAGCCGUCAGAUACAGCUACCUUUCAGUGUUUAGCAGAAAACAAAGCCGGGUCUGAUACUGUGGACUUUCAUCUAAAAGUACUUGUACCAGCUAAAAUUGAGAACCGACGACCUAAUACCAAUCCCAAAGUGGUAGUCAAUGGCAACAUAACAGUUGUGUGUCGAGCAACUGGAACUCCCAAACCAACUAUAUCAUGGUAUAAGGAUGGGGUAGAGUUGGACAGUCUGGAAAAUGUUGAAAUAAACAAUGACGGUCAAGAGCUUACUAUAUAUAGUGCACAGGUUGCUGAUACAGCCUUGUACACAUGCAGAGCUGUUAAUGAAGCUGGGGAAUCAGAUACAUCGUACCAAGUUGAUGUACAAGUUCCACCAAAACUUGAUGAAGAUGAAGUAAAUGCAUCUCCACAUGUAGAACUGGGCAAUUCUGUUGUACUGAACUGUCCUGUAGUCGGUGUACCACAACCUAACAUAGUUUGGAUGAAGGCGGGUCAACCAAUCGACUAUGACAGCCAUAGACAUAUAACUGUGCAGGCAGAUGGUCAGAGACUAUCAAUAGAGAGAGCUAGGCUUACAGACGCAGAUGUAUACACAUGUAUUGCUGCAAAUCAGGCUGGUUCCGUGGAACAAGAUUAUGAAUUAGAUGUUUGGGUACCACCUUCGAUAGACGGCACGAACCUAGAUCUAAAUCCAACAGUGAUCAAAGGUCAUACAUCAGAGCUGUUUUGUCCAGUGGAGGGAAAUCCUUUCCCAGAUAUACUGUGGCUUAAGGAUGGUGAGCCAGUACAGUUAGACAGUCGUGUUGAAAUUAUUGAUGACGGCAUACAGCUGAAGAUCUUAAACGCCACAGAAAGUGAUACAGGCAGAUAUGAAUGUGUUGCAAGAAAUCCUGCUGGACAACAAUCAUUGGCGCAUAAUCUGGAAGUUCAUGUUAAACCAUCGAUAGAUGAGUCAAAUGUGGUGUACUUCCGAAAAGUUAUUGAAAACAGAACAAUUAUCAUCGAAUGUCCAGUAUCAGGUAUUCCUACGCCAACAGUUGACUGGCUGAUCAAUGGCAAUCGUGUGAGGUCCAGGGAAGGUCUACAGUUUAGUCAUAAUAACAAUCAUCUAGAAAUUGCCAGAGCUCAGGUUACAGACACUGCUGUCUAUACAUGUAUAGCAACAAAUGCUGCUGGAGAAUUAAAGAAAAAUUUUGACUUAGAAGUUCAAGUGCCACCUAAAAUAGAUACUGACAAACUAGCAACAGAGCUGAGUGUUACCCAGAACAAGAGUACAGCUAUAGUUUGUCCAGUGAGUGGCAUACCAGAGCCAUCUGUUAUCUGGUAUAAGGAUGACGAGCCACUUUUAGACUGGCCGUAUCAAGGAUUAAGUCUGAAAAACAGGGAAAAGACUCUGGAAGUUUUGAAUGCACAGACAGAUGAUGCAGGUGUUUAUAGAUGUGAAGCAACUAAUCGUGCCGGCCAGUUGAAGUUAGACUUCACACUUCAUGUUUAUGUACCUCCACAAAUUUCUGGAUCAGAGGCGGUGACACAUGUGUCAGUUACACAUGGGGCAAAUGUAGCUUUAGAAUGUGUGGCAUCAGGAAAUCCAGAACCGCAGCUAGCAUGGAUAAAAGAUGACGAAACUAUAGAACUUGUAGAGAAUCCACACAUCGUGAUACAGAACAAGGGACGUCUGCUGCAGAUCAGCAACUCUGAGGUAACAGAUUCAGGAAGAUAUGUUUGUCAUGCAGAAAAUCGUGUGGGGAUUGCAGAAAGGAAGUUUGAGCUAGACAUCAAUGUACCUCCAUAUAUAAACGGAUCAUUGGAAGGCUUACAGAAUGUCUGGGUAAUUAUAAACAAACCUCUGACAUUGGAGUGUCCAGCUGAAGGUGUUCCUCCACCCAGUAUUACCUGGAGACGACAAGGACAGUUUAUACAACAGUAUGGUAGACCUGGUUUACGCCUUCAGGACAAUGGAAGAAAGUUGUAUAUUGUUCGUGCUCAGUUAAGAGAUCUCGGAGAUUAUUCUUGCUAUGUUGAAAAUGUUGCUGGCAAUGCUUCCCUGGACUACUUUGUUAAUGUAUAUGUGCCUCCAACAAUAGAACGGGGGUUGGAGAGAGUAGAGGCUGUUGUUAACACUGGAGCCACACUAUUAUGUGAGACUUUAGGGCUUCCAGAUCCAGUUGUCACCUGGCAGAAAGAUGGGGAACCAUUUCCAACAACUGGACUCAGACAUCGUAUGAGGGUUUCUGGUACAAUUGAAUUUACGUCAGUGCGACUGGAAGAUACAGGAACCUACAGCUGUAAUGCAACAAACGAGGCUGGAAGUGCAACAAGAGUUAUGAAAUUAGAUGUUCAAGUUCCACCUAGAAUGGUUGGUACACAGCCCCUUUACUUGAAUGUCGCUGAAGGAAGGGGAAUCGUACUUCCAUGUAAUGUAACAGGAACGCCAGUUCCCACAAUUACCUGGCAAAAAGGAGCUAAAAUGGUCACAGGUGGACAAGGUAUUGCAGUAAUAGAGAAUGGUUCACUAUAUAUACAGAAGACAGCGGAGACUGAUGCUGGAGUGUACCUCUGUAUUGCAGAAAACAAUGCUGGUGCAGCUUUUGGGCAGAUAAUACUUCGCAUUAAUUUGCCACCAACAAUCCAUGCGACAGAAAAAGACUUAGAGUUUGUUAUAAACAAAGGACAGAAAAUUGUGUUACGUGUAAGCUUCUGGAAGACCUCGACCAAAAGUUACUUGGGAGAAAGAUGGGAAGGUGAUGUAGGAACUUACACGUGUAUUGCCAGAAAUGUAGCUGGUACUUCAAGAGUAGACAUGAAGUUACUCGUGCAAGAACCACCAACUAUAGAUGAAGAAAGUAGACUGCUGACAUCUACUGUUGGUGAGACAGCUGAUUUACGAUGUGCGGCGACAGGAAUACCACCUCCAACUAUCCGCUGGUUAAAAGAUGGGAGAGAAAUUGAAGAACCUUCCUCAAAAUAUGAGAUAACACGAUCUGGUAAUCUACUGUCAAACAACUUACAUCAGGAAGAUGAUACUGGGAGCUACUUGUGUACUGCUACCAAUGUUGCUGGACAAGCCACACAGGAACGCUUGCUGAGAAUCCAGGUUCCUCCCUCCUUUAUUGUGGUGCCUCAAAUAAAGGAAGUGUUACUGGAGCAGAGAUUGGAAUUGAGAUGUACUGCAAAAGGAAGGCCAACACCAACAAUUCACUGGAAAAGAAAUGAUGUACCUGUUGCUUGUAAGUAA
Molecule: messenger RNA, 4532 nt
Organism: Mercenaria mercenaria
Lineage: Eukaryota; Metazoa; Mollusca; Bivalvia; Venerida; Veneridae
Product: hemicentin-1-like
Exons: 28
Coding region: 423-4532 (1369 amino acids)
Biological process (GO): nervous system development; cell-cell adhesion; axon guidance
Cellular component (GO): plasma membrane; axon
Source: RefSeq, a predicted model, not a curated record